AAAUAUCAUGUAAUUCUGCGCUCAAUCCUGGUCAAGUUUUGGAAGUCUCUUUCUUAUUCUCUUUCCUGCGUUUCUGGGUUUAAAAGAAAAUCUGCGAGGGUAUUGGUUGGUUUUUUGCAAUUGAUUGGAAGAAUAUGCCCCAAGAGCAGCCUUUGCGGAGAAAUUUGUCAAAAAGGCGAUCCUUUAGGUGUGGGGUUGAUAGGGAUGAUAGGGGUUGGACAAUGCUCCAUAUCGGAGCCCGAAAAGGUGAUCUCAAUCAGGUCAAGCAACUUCUCAAUGAAGGAAUGGAUGUAAAUGUUGCUGCAUGGGGCCCCAAAUCCAAAGGGGUGACCCCACUCCAUCUUGCUGCCGAGGGCGGCCACCUUGAAGUUAUGGAUGAACUGCUUGAACGUGGUGCUAAUAUUGAUGCAAGAACUAAAGGCGCUUGUGGUUGGACACCACUUCACACAGCAGCCAAAGAAAGAAAGAAAGAAGCAGUCAAGUUUCUGAUAGAGAAUGGGGCAUUUUUGCCAGAUGACAUCAACGAUAGCAGAUUUAAUCCACCACUCCAUUACUGCCCUGGUCUUGAAUGGGCAUAUGAGGAGAUGAAGCGUCUUCAAAGAGACAACUUAUCAGCAGGGGAGACAUCUUAUAGCUCUGAAAGUCUAUAAUAACAACGGGCUUGUUGCAAUUGUGUUUGGAGUCCAGUGCUUUUAUGUGUUCUCUCAACUGUUGGCUAAAGUAUGCUUUAGCCUGUACUCUAUAUUUGCUGUGUUGAUUUUCAAAAGCCUGUGUGGUUUGCAUAUGAUGCUAAUAAAGUAGUUGACAUGGAUUCGAUGCUUAA
This is a messenger RNA of Theobroma cacao (cacao), 823 nucleotides long. RefSeq names its product phytochrome-interacting ankyrin-repeat protein 1-like. Lineage: Eukaryota; Viridiplantae; Streptophyta; Magnoliopsida; Malvales; Malvaceae. Gene Ontology annotation, molecular function: protein binding; ubiquitin-protein transferase activity. Gene Ontology annotation, biological process: protein K6-linked ubiquitination. The record is from RefSeq and is a predicted model, not a curated record. Gene Ontology annotation, cellular component: BRCA1-BARD1 complex; BRCA1-A complex.